GUGAAUUUCUACUACUAACGUCAAACCGCUCAGGGUCCGCUGAAGAGUCGAGCCCGCUGAAAGCCCGGGGAUGGAAAAUGUACGAUAAGCUGUGUCUGAAAACUCCGUGCAGAUUGCUGUGACGUUCUGAGUGAAGAUGGCAUUAUUUCAGAACAACUUCUGGGGGGAGAAGAAUGCCGGCUUUGAUGUGCUCUACCACAACAUGAAACAUGGCCAGCUGGCAACCAAGGAACUCGCCGAGUUUGUCCGAGAGAGGGCUGCUAUCGAGGAGACUUACUCUAAGUCAAUGAGUAAACUAGCUAAAAUGGCCAGCAAUGGAAGUCCACAAGGGACUUUUGCUCCCAUGUGGGAUGUUUUCAGGGUGUCUUCAGACAAACUUGCCCUCUGCCACCUCGAGCUGAUGAAGAAGUUCAACGAUCUCAUCCGCGAUAUCAACAAGUACACAGACGAGCAGGUCAAAAUUCACCGCAAGACUAAGGAGGAGAUGGUGGGGACGGUGGAGGCGGUGCAGGUGCUUCAGGUUCAGAGCGGACAGCUUCAGAAGUCCAAGGAGGGUUACCACGCCAAAUGUUUAGAGCUGGAUCGACUCAGGAAGGAGGGAGGUCCUCAGAAAGAGCUGGAGAAGGCGGAGCUGAAGUCAAAGAAAGCAGCCGAGUCGUUCGCGCUGUGCAUCGAGAAGUACAACCGCGUGGGAGGAGAGUUUGAGCAGAAGAUGAGCGAGUCCGCCCAGAAGUUUCAGGAAAUCGAGGAGGCUCAUCUGCGGCAGAUGAAACAGCUCAUCAAAGGUUACUCCCACUCCAUAGAAGACACCCACGUCCAGGUGGGACAGGUUCACGAAGAAUUCAAGCAGAACGUGGAGAACAUCGGCAUCGAUAACCUCAUUCAGAAAUUUGCUGAACAGAAGGGCACGGGCAAAGAUCGUCCAGCUGCGGUUGGAUUUGAGGAAUACAUGACAGCUUUGGCGCCCGAAGGAGGGAAAAAGAGUCGGGCGAAGGCCUUCAGGAUACCCGGUCUGGGCAAGAGGGACAAAGAGCCAGACUCUGCCGAUUCGGCUGUGACCGAGGCUCUGAAUUCCCCCCUGGAAGUAGACGACGAAGGAUUCGUCAUCCGAGCUGACAGCACUCAGAAUGGCUGCUCCAAGGAGAAGGAGACCAACUUUUACUCCAGCGAUUCAGACUUUGAUGACGAAGAGCCCAAGAAGUUCCACAUUCAGAUCCGACCGGUGGCCAGCAGCAACCGCAGCAGCUCCGUUGCCACAGAGAAGGAGCUCAAAGCUACCGUGGGGGCGCUUACGCUGCCACCCAACAGAGGGCCGAAGCAGCAGGUCAAGCGACAUCUCUCCCGAAACUCGAGUACCGCAGGAGGCCGAUCAGAAGACGGGGACGCUGCCUCCCGCAGGGAUGGAGAGCAGGAGGGCCUUCGCAGGUCCACCUCCAGCCCCGAUCACAGUAGGUUGAGCUCGACAGCGUCGGGCUCGGACAGUCUGUUUGGACCGCCGCUGGAAUCGGCCUUCAAGUCCAAAAGCUUCGACAGCCGGGACCAACUCAGAGAGCGGAGCGCGUUUGGAGCGUCUGAAUAUGCUGCUUUCUCCUCCGACUCCUCGUCUCCGGAGAAUGUUGAGGACUCUGGCCUCGACUCACCCUCCCAUCAGCCCCUCGGACCCUCCCCGAACCAGCAGGCUGGGCGGCCUGGCCUCCUGCAUCGCAGAGAUGACCCUACCGCCGUCUGGUCUGUCGCUCCGUCGCGCCCCUCGCGAGUUCCCCCUGAUAAGGACCCCUCGUCGGUGCGGUUCCCCGCCUUCUCUCAGUCCCUCGCCCCACCAGAGAUGGAGUCAUCAGUGUGGAACUGCAAACACAUCCCACCCGAGGAUCCCUUCCUCGCCGCCUUUGAGAGGACCGUCACCCAGGAGACGUUAAACCUGUCGGACGCCUGGGCGCGCCCUCCGCCUCGCACUGCUCAGGAGGGCAGAGGAAUGGAUCUGCGAGGGGACCCCUUCUCCGUUACCUUAAACGACACCAAGACACUUCCAAGCACUUCCUCUUCCUCUUCAUCCUCCUCGUGCAAUCGGAAAGAGAGGGAGAGGAAGCGGGAUCGCAGCCUCCCGCCUCCCAUUUCUUCCGAUGACCCAUUUGCAAUCACAAUGAUCGGCAGCCCGACGCAUCAGUCGUCGCUGGCGGCAGCUGUUGGGGGGAUCCCUCCACGCGGCGGCACCGGCGGCGGCAGCGGCGGCGGCAGCGGCGGCGCCGCCGGCGCCACCAGACUUGGAUUCGAUGCCAAUUCGAACACUUUACCGUCAGCUCAGCCAAAGAAGGAGCUAACGCACUGGAACUCGCUCCACAACCCAUUUAGUGAAGGCAACGGCUCCAAAUCACAAGAAGCAAGCGGAAAAGGGGAAGGUGGCGGCGGAGAGAGGAGAAAACACCGAUCAUCGGAAGGUGAGCCGCGCAGGAACGCCCCUCCCCUCACGAGGCAUUCGGGGCCCCAGGAGGAUCUCUGCUUUUCAACAGACAAAGAUCAAGACUGUCUGUAUCUCAGCACACAGAUGUCCUGCAGUGUCAGCUCUCGUAAGGGCUCCAAACAUAACUUCAGACAGGACACAGCCGAAGGCGUCACGGCCGCUCCUGCGAGAGCGACCCGAGCCAAGAGGUCUUCGGGUCGACUCGGUGGCUGUGAGAGAUCGCGGUCCCUGUGUUCCUCUCCACUGCCAGAGCCCAGCCCUUCCCUCACCUCCUCCUCCUCUUCCAGUCCCAGUGAGUGGGGGGGUCAGAACCGAGCUCAGAGCCCUGCCGGGGUGGGACAGGCCUCGCCGCUGCCCUUCCAGCACCAGGACCACCAACAGAGACAGUUGCAUCUGUCCAGAGGCCCCAGUCCCAUAUCGCUCAGCACACAGGAGGCGUGGCCAGUAGCAGCAGCCAUUACUGAAUACAUCAACGCCUACUUCAAAGGUGGACAGCACAAUCGCUGUCUGGUGAAGAUCACAGGUGACCUCACGAUGUCCUUCCCAGCAGGCAUCACUCGUAUUUUCACUGCCAAUCCCAACGUUCCCGUGCUCAGCUUCAGACUGGUCAACAUCUCAAAGAUCGAUCACUUUCUGCCCAAUCAAAAGCUUCUCUACAGCGACCCGUCUCAGAGCGACCCCGACGCCAGAGACUUCUGGUUCAAUAUGCAGGCUCUGCAGCUGCACCUGCAGCGAGAGGCCGAAGUCAACCCGCAGGCUUCGUACUACAACGUCGGGCUGUUCAAGUAUCAGGUGUCUUCUCAGGACCCGGGUCGGGCGCCUCUUUUGCUCUCAGCCGAGUGUCAGCGGAGCGGCACGGUGACCAGGGUCUCCCUGGAUUACCACUGCUGCCCCGCCACCGCGCCCUCCACCCAACUCACUGCCGUCCAGGUGCUGCUGCCGUUGGACCACACUGCCACAGACCUGCAGUGCCAGCCGCCCGCCUCCUGGAACGCCGAUGAACGCCGGCUGCUCUGGAAACUGCCCAACCUUUCCCCGACCAACCACAGCAAAGGCUCGGGGACUCUGUGUGCCAGCUGGCAGUGCCUGGAGGUCCCUCGCGGCCCUCCACCCAGCCUGGCUGUUCAGUUUGUGGGCUCUGGGGCCUCGCUGUCGGGCAUGGACGUGGAGUUGGUGGGCAGUCGCUACCGCAUGUCGCUGGUCAAGAAGAGAUUCGCCACAGGGAAGUACAUGGCGGGCUGCUCCUUGUGAAUCAAACUAAAGGACCGUCAGGUUUCUGAACGGGGAUCGCUGAAGGUUCAGAGAACUUUGCACUUUCAGCGCCUGAGUCGAGGAACUCGCUUCCUCCCGUCAGUGUCCUGCUGCUCUCGGACCAAUUCUUUUCUCUAAUUUAUCCCGUGUGCCGUCGUACGUUCAGCUGUCCUCCUCGUCCAGGAAGAAAACUUUUUCCUAUUAAAUCUGUGUCCGUGUUGUUCUGUACGCCUUUGUGUCAAAAGACUGCAGACUGAGAUAUGCUGUUGAUGACUUUUCUUGAAUUAGAGAAAAGUGUGAAUAAAAUAAAACUUUACUGUCCAUGAAAUCUCUACAGCAUCGAGUCAGUUAUGAGCAAACAUCUUGUACAAAACCUUAUAAAAAAACUUGUUUGUAAAUCUGAUGUUUGUGAUGAGAUUUGAUAAAAAUAAAAGAAGUGCUGGAA
Maylandia zebra (zebra mbuna) is the source of this 4154-nucleotide messenger RNA. The record is from RefSeq and is a predicted model, not a curated record. NCBI's taxonomy places the organism in Eukaryota, Metazoa, Chordata, Actinopteri, Cichliformes, Cichlidae.